Rotaria sp. Silwood1 is the source of this 826-nucleotide messenger RNA. NCBI's taxonomy places the organism in Eukaryota, Metazoa, Rotifera, Eurotatoria, Philodinida, Philodinidae. The record is from the annotation of a GenBank genome assembly.
AUGGCAAAGUCAGCUCGUUCUAAAGCAUUGGCAAAAAGUCGACAAAAUCGAUUGCGUUAUGCGUUGCAAAAACAAAUUAAACAAAAGAGUCACAGUGGAUGGAAUAUGAUCCGUGGAAUAUUUUGGUUUUUAGUAUUGUUUUAUAAAUCAAGAAACAAAAAACUUAAUAAAGAUGUCGAUUGUAAUCUUUUAGAAUGUCCAAUAUCUGUUAAUUAUUUUUUAAAUAAAAAAGAUAUUUUUAAAAAGGAUACAAAUCCAGAUCCAAGAGGUUUUAAUGCAGUCGAUUGUAGAAUAUUAGGAAAUCGUUAUGAAACAAUUACAACAACAGGUAAUGUUAUUUCAGUUCGAACACAUGCAACAAAUUUGUGUAUUGUUAGAGAUGUGUUAGAUAAUGUUUGUAAGAAAGUUUGUAGAUUAGUUUCAUGGAGUAAAUUUGCUGUGAAAAAGUAUCGAACAUGUUUUGGUGGGCGUGGAAGAAAAAAACAACGAAAAAGACAUUCUUAUCAUAUUAAUAGAAUAAAAUGUAUGAAACGUUUGAUAAAUCAACGAAAUCUGUAUCAUGAAAAUAAAGAAAAAAGCAAUAGAACGAAACAAAAAAAAAGAGAAAUUUAUCACACAAAUGAAUUGCUACGACAAAUAAAAUGUGAUAUUUUAAGACAAAAUUACCGAGAAAUUGAUUUGCUGCGAGAAAAAGAAUGUAAUAUUUUAAGAGAGAAGUAUUCCGUUUUUCGAAAUUCGGCAGCGUUCGGGAGAUGUAAAUAAUGACAAAAAUGAUAAUGAACAGCUGUUAGUUUCCUUAUAUGGUUAUACAUGACUCACUCUUAAA